Molecule: messenger RNA, 1304 nt
Organism: Brassica napus (rape)
Lineage: Eukaryota; Viridiplantae; Streptophyta; Magnoliopsida; Brassicales; Brassicaceae
Exons: 1
Coding region: 227-607 (126 amino acids)
Source: RefSeq, a predicted model, not a curated record
AUUAAAAAUCUAAUCUUAGAUCUUUAAACUCCAAGAGACAACACAUUCGUCCCUUUGUAUAUGUGACAUCAUACACGAUAAUAAGAUAUUAUUAAUCCCAAUCAUGUUGCACUAAAAAACAAGUUAUAUGAAUCUAAGAUGUUUCAUAUAAAUACACACAUUUUACCAAUACAGAGUGCAUCAAAUACACUAACGUAUCAAAUAAAGAUAAAGAGAGAAGAUAAAAAUGGAGUGUUCCAACAUGAAGCAACAUCAUCAGCAAGGUGGAUAUGCAGAGCCAAGGAUCUCCUUCUCCAGCGGUUUCGCAGCGACCAAGAACGAAAUAAUCAAGUACAAGGAGGCACCUGUGUCGUCAGAUGAUUUCGAGUUCGGUGUCAAGAACUGCUCCAUGACCACAGCAGAUGAAAUCUUUUGCGAUGGCAUGAUCCUACCUCUCAAGGAAGAAGUCAACACCACGAAGAGAAUGCCAACUUUGAGAGAAGAACUCAACGAAGAAGACGAUGAUUCACCUAGAACCAAAUCAAAAGGGUCGAGUGGUUGGUGGAGAGAGAGAUUAGGGUUAGGAUUCUCGAAGUCCAAGAAAGAUCACAAGAGAAGUUCUUUUUAGAAGCAACAUUAUAGGUUCUGAUUGAUUGCUUAAUUUUUCUUUAAUGUGUGUUUCUAUGGUUUUUCACCUCUUCACUGUUCCUCAACGAUGUAAAAAGAUUGUUUGCGGUUGAAGAAUUUAUUCUGUCCAAUGUUCUAUUUUCCAUAAGCUUCAGAAGAAAAAAAUGGCGACAUCGAUUUUUCUUUCGAACUUCUCAUCACUCAUUAAUCUUUAAAUUAGAAUUGCAAAAUUAUAUCUCUAAGAUGCUACUAUUUAAAUAUUCGGAGCAUUCCCAACACUUCAAAUGUUUAUUUCGUGACAAUUAAUUAGGUGGAAACCGUACGUGUAACAAGAAGUUUUCACUAAUGUCAUUUUACAGCAUCAUUUAACACUGAUAAUUAAAAAAAAAAAAAUUAUUUAUGGAAUACAUUUCUAGAUAGAUUAACAUGAUAUAUGUAGCUAGGUCACAUGUGGGAUGUGGCGAUCAUGUAUGUACACAUACUAUUUUAUGUCUCUGGUGUAAUUAAGUAGCUCAUAGAACUUUCAACUUUAUUUAAAUGGCAAGAAAGUAGGAAGUUUUAGUUUUAUACAUUACCAAAAAACAAAAGAGAAAGUGAUAUUUUCUUUUAGAAUUAGGUUAACUCAGUGAUUGUUCUUUUCUAUGUGUUGUUUUGGUCUUGAUAUUGCAGAAACUGGACGUAGAUUUUCUAAAGGUCCC